Molecule: messenger RNA, 2349 nt
Organism: Drosophila grimshawi
Lineage: Eukaryota; Metazoa; Arthropoda; Insecta; Diptera; Drosophilidae
Gene: asun
Product: protein asunder
Exons: 4
Coding region: 47-2083 (678 amino acids)
Biological process (GO): centrosome localization; regulation of mitotic cell cycle
Cellular component (GO): integrator complex
Source: RefSeq, a predicted model, not a curated record
UCACAUUCAUCUCUUUGCUGCAUGCUUAAAUUCAUAUAGGUUAACCAUGUUUGAACGCAAUGAAAAAACCAUAUUUGUGUUGGACCACACUCGCUACUUUAGCAUAUCCAGUGAACAGUAUAUAUCCAUGGACUAUCUGAAGGGCAAGCCGAUGCCCGCCGAGACGCCGGCUGCGGGCAGCAGCGUCGGCACCCAGCUAAGCAAAAGUUUGUGGACCUGCGCCGUUGAGUCGUCCAUCGAGUAUUGUCGCAUUGUUUGGGAUCUGUUUCCGGGCAGAAAGCAUGUGCGCUUCAUUGUCUCCGAUACGGCUGCGCACAUUGUGAACACCUGGAGCCCGAGCACACAGAACAUGUCACACGUCUCGAACGCCAUGAUGAUGGUCAGCGUGCCAUCGCGCAGCAUUCCACAGUCUUCGGACUAUUCGGUCAUACAUGGCCUGAGGGCUGCCAUCGAGGCCCUGGCAGAGCCAACAGAUGAGCAACUGCAAGCGGCUCAAGUCGGCUGCAAGAAAAUCUCCAACGAGGGUCGUGUCAUCUGCAUUACAUCGGCCCGGGAUAAUACCAGCAUGAAGAGUUUGGAGGACAUUUUCAACACGGUGCUGUUGCAGCAAAACGCUUUGGUUGGGCCGCCUGGCAAGAAGGGUCUGUCCAUAGAUCAUUGUCAUUUGGUGAUAUUGAACAUAGUUCCAUUGGGUGUGGAAUCCUUGGUGACGAAUCGCAGUCUGCUGGAAAUAUCACCGUUGCUGGAUGUGGAAAUACACACAGUACAUGCGCCCAACAUAUCGGACAAGCUUUUGCAUCUGAUUAUGGGACAUUACGAUCUGGCCAGUACAACGGUGACCAACAUACCCAUGAAGGAGGAGCAGAAUGCCAAUUCCAGUGCCAAUUAUGAUGUGGAAAUAUUGCACGCACGCGCCGCCCACACAAAAGUCUGUGGGCCGGAUUUCACGCUGACCACCAGCAUAAAGCCGGGCACCUCCUACGAGACAGUUACCCUGAAAUGGUGCACGCCGCGUGGCUGUGGCUCCUCCGAUCUGCAGCCGUGUGUCGGCCAAUAUAAUGUGACGCCCGUCGAUGUCACCUCGCGUCCCAGCUCCUGUCUGAUCAACUUUCUGCUGAACGGACGCUCUGUGCUGCUGGAAGUGCCACGCAAAACGGGCACCAAGACAACCAGUCACAUGUUGUCCGCUCGUGGCGGCGAGAUCUUUGUGCACUCCCUGUCCAUUGCACGGUCCGCUAUGGAUGAGGCGCCCUCGAUCACCGAUGGCCCUGGUGGACGUGUCGCAGAUUAUCGCAUACCCGAAUUGGGCCAGCUGUUGAAGAUGUCACGCAUGGUGCCCCUCAAAGCCAAGCCCAAGGGCAAAAUGUCGCAGGGCGAACAUCUAUGGAGGCGACUGCCACGCUACUUUCCCAGGACCAUGAAUGUAACCAUACUGUUCAAUUUGCAGCGGCAGCUGAGCUGGCUGCCACACUUUCUGCAUCUGCUCGUCAAGGAGGAUAUGGACAAGCAGGACGAGGUGCGCUGCCAACAGCAGAUCCAUGAACUAUACAAAAGCGCAUCCCGCGGCGACAUGCUACCCUUCACCAACACAAAUAAUACGCGACCGAAGAUGAGCAAAACCAAGGAUCAGUACCGACUUUUCUACAGGGAGCUGGAGCAACUAAUUCAGUUGAACGUGCAAACGGUGCAUCACAAGAAUCUGCUCGAGAGUCUGCAAAGCUUGCGCGCUGCCUACGGUGAUGUAACCAACAAAUCCGAGCCAGGCGCCGCCCACUUGCGAUCCUAUACAGAAUCGCCGCUUUCGCCCGAACGACUGGAACCCAACAGCACCAGCAGCAGUUCCAACAGCUUACUGAAAGCCAGCAAGCGACGCAUGUCCAGCUCUGGACAGCGCUCGCUGCUUGACAUGAUUAGCUCGGCGGAACGCAGCCAGUCGAGUAAGCGACUGGAUUUCACUGGACGCCUUUGCACACCCAUCGGUCAAACUGCUAAACUGUAUCCCGAUUUUGGCAACAAGGACAAGGAUAUACUGACACCGGGCGUGAUCCCGUCGAAUCUGAAAGACGAUUCCAUUCGCAGUUAGAACUGGUUGACCAGGCCACCUUAAGGCCCAAGCAGGAAAAGUUAAUGUCUAGAAAAAAGACAAUGAUUUUCUCAUCUAUUUAAUUGUAAUUUUAAAUGAUACAUUUAUGCGAAAACAACUUGAUAUAUUUAAUUUUGUUAAGUAAGAAUUUGUGGAAAGGAGUCAUGCUAUUUAUUUAUUAGACUCCCUUUAGAAUAGUUUUCCACAUAGAAUGCUUUGCGUCAACUGUUUCUUUCUUAUUUUUUUCAUUUAAUUGGUUAUUUAGU